AUAGUACAGCAAGAUGGCAGCGUUCAUGCAAAAUUUCCCAGCCUUUCCGCAAGAUCCCAAUCUUCCGUUGUCCGCUGCAGCAUCAGCUGCUGAUAGAGCGCAACGAUCCGUAUUUGGUAAAUUACCAAAGAUUUGGGCCACUUGUUUUAAUUUGAGUGUACAUUUUAAAAAGUGUUUACUAAUUAGAAUUAGGCACUUCGUUAAGGCAAGAAGGGAGACUAACUCUAAUAAAUUUGUUUGAUAUUGACUAUAGAAUGGGAAUUGGUGCAGAAGAAUCCUGAUUUUAACAUUUUUGGACCUUGAUGCUUUUUCAGUGAUGAAAGCAAUGAAAGGACCAUUUUGUCAAAAAUUGUGAUUGUGGUAUUCAUUCACACUUUUACAGUAGUGGACAUCUUGACCUACCUUUCCGUAAUUUGUUGUCUUUUCAAUCGAUCCCAAUAUUUGAAAUUCAUAGUAGAUACUUUGGUCAAAAAUGUUAACAUUUUUUAAAAAUAAACCAAUGGUACAGUUGAAUAGAGCUAAUUUUAAACAGAAUUACAACACCAAAAUCAUAUUUUUAGCUGUUGUAGUUUUAAAGUUAUGAAUUUUUAAAGUACGACUUGGUUUGUCAUUUUUUAACAUGGACUUCAUCUCCACAUUCUGUGACCUCAUUCCACUGAUCGCGUCAUGCGCAAUGACUAUAUAGUUUAUAUAAGGCAACGCAUUCCCUAUCACUAAAAUACUGUUUAGGGUCGACUUAUUUUAAACUUUCAACUUUGGCACAUGAAUAAUUAAUAAAAGCUUUCCCUGACCAAUGGUUUAAUAGCUUUUGCACACGGCAAACUCUUAUGAAUGAAACUCUGAGAUAGUACUACGACGUAGCCGUUAUGCAAGUGGCUGUGAAUGGUUGCCAAUGACAACGUGUUGCACAGGGAAAAUUCUGAUCAUUUAUAAUAUGGACUCUGCAGGGUUUUUAAAGCUCAAAUUAAAACAUUUCCAGUUUAAAUGUCUUCAAAAUGCAUUCUGAAACACAAAAUAUAAAAUAUUUUGAUGUAUAUAGUGGUAAUAAUUAAAUAUUUCCUAAGUAUCGGCAACUUCCGCCAUUAAAAAGGGGGCGUGGCCCACGCCAUGUCGAAAUUAGGCUGAGCCACUUUAUGGUGAUAUGGGUCACUGUGACAAGUGUAACAAACGUGAGACACGACCUACAUCAAUGAAACUUGGCACAGAUAUAGAUCAAUAUCUAAUGCUCAUACAGAUUUAAUCAAAAAGGACCUUAUCUUAUUAUUUCACAAAAAAUUUUGUAUGCGAAGAUGCCUUAUAUAUACCAAAGAUUUUCAAAAUAAAGGUCGAUUGAAAAAAGCAAAAUAGCUGGCUAGAAAUGUAGGCCAAGAUGUCUUCCAAAUUAUAAGGCCGGAAACGGAACUCAAAUAUAUGUGGAAAGAACUAAUUUAAUAAUAAAUAGACACACACAUCGGAAAAUUAAAAACUCGGAUUUUUCGGCGCCGACAGCCAUUUCCGAUACAAAAAAAAAUAGUAGUCUCCCUUGUUUCAUCGAAGUAUCUAUUCAUAGGUAUAUUUUAGAUACUUCAGUAAAAAAUUCAAAAUAAUUUUUUUAAUAUUACUGUUAUUUAGAGCAAAUUUCAAUUUAAAAAAUAAAACCAGAAUGAACCUUUUUUUUUUUAGCUUAUUAGUACUUUUUGAGCUACGAAUUUUAAAAUGCGACUUCGUUUGGUAUUUUCUUCUAUGGACGAAACCUCCACAUCUUGUGACCUCAUUCUGCUGAUUGCGUCAUGCGCAAUGACUAUAUAAUAGUUUAUAUAAGGCAACGCAUCCCAUUAAAUGCCAUUAUUACUAAAAAUUUUACAAAUACUGUUUAGGGACUAUUUAUUUUGAACUUUCAACUCUGGCACAUGGCUAAUUAAUUAAAACUUUCGCUGACCAAUGGUUUAAUAGUUUUGCAAACUUUUACGAAUGAAACUCUCAGAUAGUAUGGUAUAGCCAUUAUGCAAGUGACUGUGAAUGGCUGCCCAUGGCCAUGACAUUUUGCACACAGAAAAUUAUGAUCAUUUAUAAUAUGAAGAGUCGAUUUUCAAAACGGGGUAUGCCAUUUUCGAAAAAAAUGAGAUAACUGUAUAUUCUUGUAGAGCAAGCCAGGUUGCUUUAGGAGAUGUUAAAGUUUAUCAACAUAACACAUUUUAAUCCUAUUUUAUUCUAUAUCUAAAAAUGAUUUUAUUUUCAAAACGCGGUGUGAAUUUUUUUUUAAAUUAUCAAACUGCUGUAUAUAUUUUCGGACCAAUCCGUGUGAUUGGGAAGCUAUUCUGUGCAUGCGCACUAAACAUCACGACGCGAAACAACAACAAACAUGGUGCAUAACAACGGCCUGGAUGAAAGAGUUGUUUGUACUAUAAAAUCUUGAAAAAGAAAGAAAAAAAGCUCAACAAGCGAAAAAGAAAAAUCAUUUCUUCAUUCAAGCGGAGGAAAGAUCCCCUCCGUUACGUGUAAUCACGAUUAAUGGUUCUGCAAGGUGAGUUACCGGUAACUUUAUUUAAAAAUAUACUAAAUUUAAUUUUACUUUUACAUUAUUAUUAUUAUUGUUAUGGUUACUACACAUCAGAAGUGUUAUGGAAAUGAAAAUAAAAUUUGCUUUACAGAGUUAGCUGUGUUAUUUAAAACACAUUCAAUCUUUUACAUGCAGAUCCAGCCAUUACAGAAGAAAGGGUGCUCAAGGACAGAAAUAUUUGCCCUCUGAUUUGAAUGUAAAUAAGAAGCAUCAAAUUUUCCUGGAACAAAACCAAACUGCUAUUGAAGAUGAUGCACACUCUGAAUCAGACAUUUAAUUAUUGUCUAUUUUGUCUUACUUCUAAAUUCAAAUAAAAUGAUUUUUGAAUUGAACAUUAUCUUGUUUACCGGUACUUUUGCUUAGAAUUCAGAUUUAUAAAAACAAAUCAUGCAAAUUUAUAGCACUCUAAACAUUACACUAUUAAUUACAAGCGACUUCCCAGCAUUUAUAGUACUGUUCUGUUAAAAUAUAUCAAUAAAAAACAUUAAUCAUACAAAAUUAUAUAAUGUAUAUGAUACAAUUUAAUUUUUUUUUGUUAUGUAAGUGGUUUGUAAGCUAUAAAAACUUGAAUUAUUUGCUACUGGGAAUAAUGUUAUGCUAUCAAAAUGGAUAUACACAACAUUUUGUCGCUAAGUUACAGCUGGAUGCACAGCUUUUUGAAACAAAAUAAGAAAUUCAACCAAGUAAAUAAAUACAUUUUAAUUAACCUACAUUUCAAUUUUCAUCAUAGUCUAACUUAUAUUUUGAAUAUAUACCCAAAUUAACAUUUACUUUUCCGAAAAUUUGAUCCAUCAUUGUGUAGCAGAAAAAGUCGAUUAUCUCAAAACGCCAAAAAUGGAGAUACAGAAUUUUGAAAAUCGACUCUUCAUAUGAACUCUACUGGGUUUUUUAACCUCAAAUUAAAAUAUUAUUCUUUUAAUAAAAUUAUGUUCACUCUAAAACAUAAGUUAUCAAAUAAUAUUAUGUAAAUAGUGGUAACAAUUAAAUAUUUCUAAAGAAUUGACAUCUUCCGCCACUAAAAAGGGGGCAUGGCCCAAGCCAUGUCGAAAUUAAGCUGAUCGAUCAUCUGGGACAAGCAUUGCGAUUGUCAGACAUGACCUAAAUCAAUGAAAACGGGCACACGUAUACAUCAAUAUAUAAUGGUUUUCCCGAUUUCAUAUGAAAGACCUAGUCUUUAAAUUUCUUUAAAAAUUGUUAAGGGAAAGAUGCCUUAUAUAUACCUAUGAAUUUCUAAAACUAAGGUCGAUCAAAAAAGGCAAAAUAGUAUGUUGGAAUGUAGGUUAAGAUGUCCCCUAAUGUGAACAUGUGGAAGGAUACCACAAUUUUAUGACAAAAUAGUCCUUUUAUUAAUGGAAAAUCCCCAACGUCCAAUAAUUAUAGACUUGGAUUGUUCUGCGCCGACGCCCAUUUCCCAUACAAAUUUUGAAGUAGUCUCCCUUGCUUUACAGAAGUACCUAUUAUAGUUAUAUAAGUAUAAGGCAUCUUUCCCAACAAAACUUCGUAAGAAAUUCAAAUAUUCUUUAAUAUUCUUUAAAUCUUCCUAUAUUGAUGUAUACUUGCCAAUUCUCUUUGAACCGGGCCAUGUCAGCUAUUAGUUAUGCUCAUCUAAAUCUAAGUAACCUUCAUUACCAUAACUUAUAGGUCACCCUGCCUCAUUUUGACCACACCCCCAUUUUAAUGGCGGAAGAUGCCAAGACUUUUAAAAUAUUCAAUUAUUACCACUAUUCAUCAAAAUAUUUGAUAACUUGUAUUUUAGAGUGAAAUUAGAAGACAUUUAAACAAGAAUUUUUUUAAUUGAGGUUUAAAAACUCUGUGUAAUCCAUAUUAUAAAUUAUAAAUUGCUGUGUUCAAAACGUAAUAGGCAACCUUGGACAGUCACUAUCAUGUACUACAGUAAUAUACUACUAUAGUUUUAUUCUAUUUUAACCCAAACAUUUCUUAACUUUACUAAUGUAAAAGAUAUAAAAAUUGACGGUAGCUCUUUAAAAUGGUGUAUCUUUUAUGGCAUUCAGACACUAUUUAAAUUUCAGUGAAAGUUUCAAGUCAAACUACCUUGUCCUAACUGACCUUAGCUAGGGGCCAUGCAUAACUGAUGUCACACUAUUUUGGAUUUUUUUUUUUUAUUAACACCCGCCACCCUCCAAUUUGUCACAAAUUUGUAACACAAAAAGGACACAUUUAUCACACAUUUUAAAGUUCUGUUUAAAAUAUAAAAUGCUACAGUUGAAUAGUUUAAAAAAGCACCAAGAUGAACUUUCUAGCUCAAGCAGUUCAAAAGUUAGGAAUUAUUUUAAAUUGUGUUUCCUUUUUAUAGGCGGUGUGAGACCUAGUUGAACAAUUGGUAGGUGGGUGCGAAGCUAGUUAAAUAAUUUGUAUGGGGUGGAGAAAAGGUUGGGGAAAACUGCACCAAUUAAUAAUUUAUUAGUUUGAUUAAUAUUUGUAUUCAAGGCUCCCAUGUAGAAACUUCAAUUUUCUAUAUCUGGGAUGAAAAAGGAUAUUGUGAGCUAGAAAUAGCUCUACUUAUCCAGAAAUUUGGAUAAAAGUUUGAUAUAAAAAAACUUCAUGUUGUAAAAGCUUAUCAUUCUUGAGACUUAGUUUCUGAAACACUUAAUAAAUUUCGAUUUAUUGAAAAGAUUUUGUAAUAUAUGCAAGCUAAGCAUACCUAUUUAAUGCAAACAAUUUUCAUCCUUUAGUUGGAAAUAUUCCAUACGAUGCUACAGAAGAACAAUUGAGAGAAGUUUUCAUUCAAGCAGGACCAGUUGUUAGCUUUAGGUAAUUAUUUUUGUUUUACUUGUAGUUUUAAGUAUAUUUUUUGCAUAUGAACGGAAAGGAAGACCCUAACCUGAAUCUAUUUUUUGCAGGCUUGUAUAUGAUAGAGAAACAGGAAAACCUAAAGGUUAUGGGUUUUGUGAAUAUCAAGAUGUGGAAACAGCACAGAGUGCCAUGCGAAACCUCAACAACUAUGAUUUCAAUGGCAGACCUCUGCGUGUUGGUGUUGCUGCCGGAGAGCAGAGUAAAGAUGAGGGGAAAGCAAUGCAACAGGCUUUGGGUGGACAAAUAGUUGAGGUAAAUAUACAAAAUGACUAGCACAUUUUUUCAAAAUAAUGUGAGUGAUGUUUAACAUGUUAUUGGGAAAAAUUAACAUUCAUAUUGGCAUUAAGAUCUCUAAUAUCAGUCUGAUUAAAAAAUCUAAUGAAAACCAAAUGUUAAAUCAAAACAUGAGUAAGGUAAUUGAAAAAUAAAAUCUUUCAGAUGGUAAUUAAAGUUUUAAAUAUUUCAUUUGGGGGCAUUUAGUUUUUAAAUGACGCUUUUAAUCUAAUGUAACAGCAAUGUAUUUGUGUUGUUUAAAUUACUGAUUGUGGAUUUUUUUGUUAUCCAGUCUCCUUAUGGUGAACCGGUGGAACCAGAAAAGGCACCAGAGGCCAUCUCUAAAGCUGUCGCUAGCCUUCCACCUGAGCAAAUGUUUGAACUUAUGAAACAAAUGAAGGUAAUUUUACUUAAAGUGAAUUGUUUUAUUUGAUUGCUCUUGUUAUGCACAACAAUUGCCAUACGAUUAAAAAAUAUAUAUGCAAAGACUGAGGAAGACCUACAAAGUUUUCAUCCAGGCUGAAGGGCAUGUGCUCACAUCGCAGCAGAAGAAUGACGAUGAUUUUUAGCUCAAUUUUUUUUAUAAUAUUUGUAUGGCUGACUAUACAGUGUCCUUUUUUCUUUUCUUUUUUUGAAUCCCAAUUAGUUUUUAGCAGCUUUACAAAAUAUUUUUAAUUGAUUAUGUUAUAAUUGCUUAUUUUCAAAGUGUAUACUACCCUUCGCUCUCAUUUAACACCUUUAUAAAUUCUUAACAGCUUUGCAUUCAAAACAACCCUAAUGAGGCAAGAAAUAUGUUGCUUCAGAACCCACAGCUUGCUUAUGCCCUUUUGCAAGCACAGAUAGUGAUGAAAAUUGUAGACCCACAAGUAGCGAUGGUAUGACGAUUAAUAUCAUAAUCUAUUAAAUUUUAAAAAAUAUUUUUUAUAAAUAUUAUGGUAAAGACAGUAAACUGCAUCAAGCAAAUUUUCCAUCUUGCCUUUAAAAGCCAAAAUAAGAAAUGGCUGAAUUGAAAACUAUUGCCUUAAACUUUUGGCAAAUCUAAGAAUAUUAUUGAAAGGGUGCUUUGAUAAAUUUCCACAUAUAGUAUUGAAAUGUAUUGCGAUGUAAUGUAUUUUUAGUCCUUGCUGACCUUAAAAACCUUUAUUAUGUUUUAGUCUAUGUUGUAUCGUGAUGAAACUCAGCCCCAAAUAAAUGUUAGUAUGCCAAGCAAUCAAACAAAGGUAAGAAAGCCAACUAACUGUUCAAUUUCUCCUACAAUGUUUGAAUUUAUUUUAAAGAUAGUAAUUCACAAUUGGGGUAUGCUAAUAAUGCUAUACUGUAAUCAUAAUAGUUUUAUUUAUAUUUUGUUUAAAAACAAUGUUGCUUCCGAUUUCCAAAUAUAAUUAUAUCUUCCAGCCAAUGGGAGUUCCUGUGAAUAAUAUGAUGGGAUCUAGAGGACCACAAGGUAUAGUAACUAAUUAGUUGGAUCAUUUUAUGCAUGUCUCUUGACAUUUUGGCUGAAAAUAACUUUUAGGAAGAGUGCUUAUGAAGACUUAAAUUUCAGAAAUAUUUUUCCAAAAACAAAUCUAGAAAUUAGAAAAGAAGAGCUAAUUAGAAAAGAAGAGGUUAUUCCUGGACAAUGGGAAAUAACUAUGACUCUCAGUUUUUUAAGCCACUAAAUAUUAAUUAAUUCUAACAAAUUAAGGACAGAUGCAUCCAGAAAUUGGAUUAGGUUUAAGAAACAUAUAACAUUAACAGCCAAAAAAUAAUAAACAACAACUAAAAAAAAUAGAUUUUUUUGCACCUUGGACCAUAACAUUCUAGAUAUAGGAUGAACCGUACUAAUAAUAAGCCUAUAGAUUACAUACAAAACAAGGUAAAAACUUCUGAUUUUUUUAAUUGAAAUUGCUCAGAAUCAUACAAUCAUUAGAAGUGUAAGAGCCAUUUGAUUUAAUUGCUACUUAUAUUAUAAAUCAGUCCUUAACUACUGGUAUUGUUCCAUCAUCUUUUAAAGAGGCAAUCGUUACUCCACUAUUAAAGAAAUCAAAUCUUGAUCCAAAUGUGUUGGAAAAUUAUCGCCCCAUCUCAAAUCUACCAUUUAUUUCUAAAAUCUUAGAAAAAGUCGUUCUCCGCCAACUCCAGGAUCACCUCACUCAGUUUAACUUGUUUGAACCAUUCCAGUCAGCAUACAGGGUGCAUCACUCUACUGAGACAGCCCUGUUGCGCGUCGUAAACGACCUUCUGUCGUCUUGUGAUGAGGGCAAGGUAUCGAUUUUGUCUUUACUCGAUUUAUCGGCAGCUUUCGAUACGCUCGACCACGGCAUAUUGCUCCAGCGUCUGCAACAAACAUUCGGUCUCACUGAUACCGUCCUGUGUUGGUUCCGAUCGUAUCUGACUAAUCGGGUGCAGUCAGUUAUUUCAAACGGCUUGACUUCGAAGAAAUCUAAUAUCGAAUUCGGAGUACCCCAGGGCUCGGUCCUAGGCCCAGUGCUUUUCACGAUGUACAUUCAGCCACUGGGCGCAGAGAUCAGGCAGUUUGACAUGUUGUAUCACAUGUACGCGGACGAUACACAACUUCAUCAAUCCGUGAUCCCUUCUCAGUUCCCUCAGCUGCUCAGUAUGACACAGAAGACAAUGGAGUCGGUUAAGCACUGGAUGACGAUAAACAAGCUCAAAUUAAAUGAUGAUAAGACUGAGCUGCUCCCCAUCGCGACCGCUCAGAAGCAAAAAUCUGCAAAUAACACUACAUCCAUUACUCUCUCAGGUGUGCGUAUUGAGUUAGCUCAAACAGUGCGGUACCUGGGUGUCUACCUAGAUGGAAGACUAACUUUUGAAAGUCAUAUUAACAUGCUAUGCAAGGCGAUUUUUCUAGAGCUGCGCAGGAUUAGUCACAUCAGGCCCUUCCUAACAAUUGAUGCAACAAAGAGGCUGAUGUCUGCAUUUGUGCUAUCACGCAUGGACUAUUGCAAUGCUCUUAUGGUGGGUCUUCCAGCUACGCUCCUGGAUAAAAUUCAAAUAGCACAGAAUAAUGCGGCUCGCAUUGUUCUCCGCAAACGCAAGUUUGACCAUGCAAAAACACUUCUGAGAGAGCUGCACUGGCUGCCAGUGCGUGCUCGCAUGGAGUACAAAAUCGCAACUUUGUGCUACCGCUGCUUACAUGACCUGGCGCCGUCCUAUCUGAAAGAGCUGCUGACGCCUUAUGUACCCACUAGAGAGCUCCGCUCAUCCGAUAGUGGCAAACUCUCGACACCACGUGUUUGCCUUGAGACUUACGGAAAGCGCACUUUCGCAUUUGCUGGUCCAAUAAUUUGGAAUGCCCUUCCUGUCGAUCUCAGAAACAACCAGACACUGGAGUCCUUUAAAACCGAUUUAAAGACACAUCUAUUUCGCAAACACCUUCUGGGAUGAUUGUCAACAUUAUUUUCCAGUUAAUGCAUAAUGGCUGUGUUGCUUAUGGUUGAAAUGGCUAGAAAGACUUUGCCAUUGUAUGCUUGUACUUAGUUUUUGUCGUGUUGCGUUUGUUUUAAAUGUGGUAAACUAUAGAUUUGUUUUUUUUUGGACUUUGUACCGCGCUUCGAGCCUUUGGGGAUGAAGCGUGUUUUUGAAAUGAACUUUAUUAUUAUAAUUAUUAUUAUUAUUACUUUCAAGUAAAAAUCACAGAGGAGUGUCAUGGAGCAUUAGGCCACAUUUGUCUGGACAAAAACACACACACACACCUCCCCCCUCCCCCCUCCCCCCAUGCAUUUUUCUGUAGAGAAUGAGUAAAAGCUUUAAAAUUAUCUUGAUUGUCACAUCAUUUUUUAUGCAUCUUUCAGCUAUGCCUGGUCCCAUGGGAGCAAUGAGUCAAGCUCAUACAGGAAUGAAUGCUGGUCCACUUGCUCCUCCUAUUAGGCCAGACAUGAUGAUGAUGCGGCCAAAUAUGCCACAAGGUUUGUUUUUGUUCUAAAUAGCAAUCCAUGUUUUCAUAUAACCUACCUAGCAUUGAAUCAUGUAAACUAAUGUAUUUUUAUGAUGGAGCAACUUGCCCAUUUAAGAAAAAAAUAAUAUUGAUGUGUUAAGUUGGCCCAGUAUUUCAAAGAAAUCGUAAUAAACCGUAAAAUGAGAAUGAGUUUGUGAUUUUGAGAUUUAUUGAAGAACUGGAACUAAAUUAAAUGAGAAUAUUUCUUGAUGAUGAUAUGUCAGGUUUGUCAAAAUCUUUUAGGAGACAUGGGAGAAGCACGUCGAUUUCCUCAGCCUAAUAACAUGCAAGGUGUAGCUAUAGGAGGCAGGAUGCAAGGCCCUGCUCCAGGAAUGUCAAAUCAGAGACCUGUUGCAGCCCAGGUAAAUUAAAUUAAUUAACCACUAAAAACGCCCAAUGCUUCAUUAAUGUUUCUUAUAUGAUAUCCCAACAUAAGGGGCAAAAGUCUUUUAAAACUGUUAUACACAUUAUUUAACAAUUUAAGCUCCUCUGUCCUGACCUAGACUUUGUGCCUAAGAAAAGAGGCAUAACUCUGUUUGUUUGCAUCUAUUUUAACCCUAUAAUGGCAUAUCAUCUGCCUCUGCCGUUAUACCACUUUCUAUAAUGUUACAGCUGAUAUAAUAAUCUGCUGCUAGUUAAAUCCUCAUUAAAAAUGCAAAUGAUUGAAUGUAUAUUGGUUAAGAGGAAAUCACUCUUUAUCAAUGAGUUUGUAUUUGUAUUAACGUGCUGUUAUCAGGGUGUUUUUUUUUUUAUUCAUCGGGUGUAAAAUUUGCUAAAUUUUUUUGACAAGGCCAUAAUGUCAUAUUGCAAGUGAUAUAGAAGAAACUGAUCUGGCCAAACUCAUCAAAGAGUAAACUGUUUCUGCUUAAUCCACAGCCUUCCAAUGUCAUGCCCAGUGGACCAUCCACUGCCAGUAAUGUUGGUCCAUCCACGAAUGGGACAUCAAGUAUAACAACACAAGACCAAGAGAAAGUGAGUUGUUUCCAAGACUUCACUUUUCAUGAAGUGUUUAAUAGUGUUAUUACACACCAGAACUGCUUUAUUUAACAUCAUAGGACCAGUACUGAUGGAAAUUAUAAACUGAAAAAUUAAACUCAAACAUACUUUAUAACAAAUUACCAGUGCUGAUUUAAUGAUGAUCCUCCUCCUCCUCAUGUCCCUUAGUCCUUGGACCAUUGGGGCGCCACAGAUGACAUGUGAACCAUCCUCCUCCAUUCCUCUCUGUCUUCAGCACUACGCACUGCAGCGCCCAGUGUUAGUCCUGUCCACUCUUUGAUGUUAUCCUCCCAUCUUUUUCUUUGUCUUCCUCUUCUUCUCCCUCCUCUUGUGGUGCCCUACAAUAUUUCUUUGGCAAGCCCUUGUUUCCUUGUUACGUGGCCGUACCAUUGUAGUUUGCGUUUUUUCAGUCACCAGUAGGUCAUCAUACUCCCCAAUUGCCUGACGAACCCUUUCUUUCUGAAGCAUCUCAUCUCCAUCGCCUUUAUUUUCCUUUAAAAAUCGGCUGUUAAUGUCCAGAAUUUGCAGGCAUACAGGAAAAUGGAGAGGACUAAGAGCCCAUCAGCCUGAUUUUGGUGCUGGGGGCUAUAUUUUUGUCAUUCCAUAUUUUCUUGAGCUUCUUUAGUGCUGUUGUAGUCUGUGCAAUCCUGGACAUCAGUUCGGGCUUGGAGCCUUCUUCUGAGACUAUUGCUCCUAGGUAUUUGAAGCGGCCAACAGUCUCUAAUCUUUCCUCCCCGACUUUAAUUUCAGUGGUAAUGCCUGCGGUAUUUUUUGUCAUCAGUUUUGUCUUUUCGGCAUUGAUUGGCAUGCCGUAGGACGACGAGGUCUUAUCGAGAAGCUUUACCAGGUCGGCUAGCUCUUCUUCGUUCCCAGCCAGUCCAUCUAUGUCGUCUGCAAAGCGUAGUUGGGUGAUUGUUCUGCCACCUAUGCUGACUGUCCCUUCAUGCGCUUCCAGAGCAUCUGACAUAAUUCUCUCUAGAAAGAUGUUGAAUAGGGUGGGGGAGAGCAGGCAGCCUUGUCGUACUCCAACCAUGGUCUUGAACAAUUCUCGGAUGUUUUUGUUGAGGAAUACUGCACUGGUGGCCUUAUCAUAGAGGUUGCAUUUCAUGCUGGUUAGGUUUGUGUUGAUGUUGUAGUGCCUCAUAGUGGCCCAUAAAGCAGCAUGUCAAACCCUGUCAAAUGCUUUCUUGAAGUCAACAAAGACGUGGUAUAGGUUUUGUUGGUGUUAAGCAUAUUUCUCACAUAGUAUUCGGAGGUUAAGAAUCUGCUCAGUUGUGCCUCGUCCUUGUCUGAAGGCCGCCUGUUCUUCAGCAAUGAUUCUGUCGGCAUAUGGUUUUAUUCGGUUCAAUAUGACCUUCAGCAUGACCUUGCUUGGAUGGCUUAUUAGGCUAAUUGUGCGAUAGUUUUGGCACAGCUGUAGGUUACCUUUUUUGGGGAUGAUACUUUUUUCUUUGAUGAUACAUUUAAAAAUAAAACCUUUUCCCUAUACCUGGAGUGAAAAUUCCAUCUCAUUUUUUGUGUGUCUGACUUGUCAAUUUUUGUGUGGGUAUAACUAUUAGAUGUAUCUGAAUACUUAACUGUAACUCUUUGUGCUCUAUUCUCCAGGCUGCCCUUAUAAUGCAAGUCCUGCAGCUUACAGAUGAACAGAUUGCACUUCUUCCACCUGAGCAGAGGCAGAGCAUUCUUAUUCUCAAAGAGCAAAUAAAAAGUGGAUAAUAGUUUUUUUUAAAUGAUGGGGGAAAAUUCAUGAUUUAACCAUACCAUAUUGUAAUUUUUAAGAUUGUUGAUUUUUUAAAGUAAGAAGUAUAUAAUUUUUAUUUUUUUAAUUUUUUUUUUUAGAGUAAAGGAAAUAGCCAUUUAAUCUCAACUGAUAAUCAUAAUCAAAGCUUAAUAACCAUAUAUUUGGAUGUUGCAUUUUUUGUUUUUGAUGUCCUUGGUUUCUAUUAUUUCUAUGGAAAAAAAUAAAUAGCUUCCAAAAACAAACUUGAAUUGAAAUGAAAUGCUUUGGAUUAUCAUAUCUAAUGCUUCAGAACUCUUACUAACGACACACGUUUCACCCAGAAAAAAAAUGCACCUUGCUUAGAAUGAGAAGAUUUGCUGGUUAAUCUGUAUUGUUACCUAAGUUUCAGUGUGUGCUGCCAGUUAUUGUGUAUCUUAAUGAAAGAUUGAUGUCACCAUUAUUGGGUAAUUAAAUGAGUUUUCAUUUCAGCAAUUAAAUGGUUGAAGAAAGAAAUUGCUAUUCAUUUGCCUGCAUAAAUAUUAAUACUUAUUUCCAUUACAAUUUUCACGACAUGACUGAAAUGGUUUUUGAAUAAACCAACUUUCAUUGUAUUCCCCAUUGUUUUUUUUAUUACUUAUACUUGGAUGGCCCUUUUCAUAAACAUAAAUAUUCUAUUAGUUAUUAGUUUGUUUUUUUAAAAACUUGCUGAAGGCAAGUAUUCUUCAUUAUUUGGUAUUUUCAAUUAAAAAUCAUAAAAUAUAUUUUUGAAUGUUUCAUCAGUUGGUAUUGUUUAAUUUAAGAAUGUAAUGUCUUUAUUCCAAAAGUUUUGAAUUCAUAAAAUAAAAAUGAAAUACAUUUUUAAAAUGAA
Lymnaea stagnalis (great pond snail) is the source of this 13147-nucleotide messenger RNA. The record is from the annotation of a GenBank genome assembly. NCBI's taxonomy places the organism in Eukaryota, Metazoa, Mollusca, Gastropoda, Lymnaeidae.